Molecule: messenger RNA, 2662 nt
Organism: Scatophagus argus
Lineage: Eukaryota; Metazoa; Chordata; Actinopteri; Scatophagidae
Product: toll-interleukin 1 receptor (TIR) domain containing adaptor protein
Exons: 3
Coding region: 151-996 (281 amino acids)
Biological process (GO): signal transduction
Source: RefSeq, a predicted model, not a curated record
CUGCACACAGUGGGGCGUCACUUGCAGCAAUUACCAACUUCCUCUUUUCCCUGUAUUAUGUCAGUAGCACUGACAAAGUUCUUAGUUACAUUCUGAUACAGCCGGUGCAUUAUGGCACAGUGCUGUCCGUCUCUAGUCUCUGUGUAAUGUAUGUAUUGGGGAGAGAAAUCCUUUAUUUACUCCAAGGAUUUUGGCAAGCCGUUGAACAAACAUGAGGAUGUUACCAACAUGUAUGUUUGGUUCCAGAAACUCCUGAAAUCAAGAGCAUCUUUACCAGCACAACAUGAACAAGAAGCAAAAGUCACGAAAAAGUCUUCUGUCAACAAUGUACCAACUACAUCUACAUCGUCGUUCUGUUCAUCAUCAUCAUCGUCCUCAUCAUCAUUACCAGGGACAUCCCCUUCUAAACCACUGCAGUCACAAAGUGCUCUGAGCUCACUGUUGCGAUGGAGGAGAAAGUAUGAUGUGUUUGUGUGUCACAGCUCUGUGCACAGUGAUAGCGAAGAGGCUGGACGUCUGGUCGCUUUUCUAGAGGCUUCACCGCGUAGCCUUCGGUGCUUUCUACCGCAGAGGGACGACUGUCCAGGGGGUGCAGUUUCCACAGAGUUAUGCCAGGCUGUGCAGAACAGCCACAUGUGGGCUCUGCUUAUCACUCCCAACUUCCUACAGGAGGACUGGUGCCAGUACAUGAUGCACCAGGCUCUGGCAGAAGCACCUAUGUCCAGUCGGAUUAUUCCCCUUGUUCUGAAUCUGCCCCACUCUCGGUAUCCUAAGGAACUGAAGUUCUACAUCUACAUUGACCUGAGCCGUAACCCUAACCAAGGUUAUACUCUCCUCAGCAAGACUGUGCUCAAGUACCUGGAAGAUCUUGUUAAAAAGGAGAAGACACUUGACUGUAACGUGGACAGCUCUAGCGACGGAUUAAGUGAAGAAGACACCUUACAAAAGAACAAGCUGAUGGCUUGCACAUAUGACCCUGAAGGGACGUGGAAGUAAUAAGAAGGAGAAAUGGAGCAAGAGGCUCAGAAUGGAAACAUUACUGCUGCUGACCAAAAUCAGUUUUGGUGAAUGCGGCUGCAAAGUGAAUGUUAACAGUCUAUGUCUAACAGUCAGACAUGGUCUAUGUCAAGCAAACAGCCUCACCUCAUGCCUCCUUUGAAAGUCCCAGGCCAUGUUCAUCUCAUGUUCAUCUCAUAACUUCGUAGUAUUCAGAUUGUUAAUGGCACAUCUUUGCCAAAUCCGACAUGAUUCCGUUUUUUUAUUGAACUAAUUAUUUAAUUUUGGCAAAUCUGGUAGAAUUAUUUAUGCUUACUGAGAACUGGUUAAGUCUCAGGGAAACAGUACAUUCAUGUUAAUAAUGCCACAGGUUUCAUCAUCAUCAUCGUCAUCAUCUUGUCUGUCAGAAGUAAAGUGUUGGCAAAGGUCAAACCUGCAGUCAAAAAAACCUGCAGUGUGAUAUCUGCUGUUGGGGCAGCCGUGGCCUAGAGGUUGGAGAAGCGGCUUGUGAUCGGAGGGUCACCGGUUCGAUUCCCCCACUGGACGGGCAGGAAAAAUUUGAGUGUGGUGGAGUGAAAAACGCUUCCCCUUCCAUUAGUCGGCUGAUGUGCCCUUGAGCAAGGCACUUAACCCCCCAAUAUGCUUCCCGGGCGCUUGACGCUGCCCACUGCUCCUGUGUGUGUUUCACUGCAUGUAAUUUGCUGGGUGUUGCAUGUGUGUGUUCAACUAAGGAUGGGUCAAAUGUAGAAGAUGAAUUCAGUGUGUGUAUGUAAAAAUAUAUAUACUGUCAAUAAAGCUGAUUCUUCUUCUAACAGUAACCUCUCAUCUGAAAAACUAGUCAUAGCCAAAAAGUCAUGCGUUCAUGUUUUAUGGACUGUAGAACAUCCCAAACAUCAAGUCUGGUUAUCUUUAAGGCAGUUUAUGGAUUAGCUCCUGCCUGUACUGCUGAAUUCUUGCUCUCCUAUAAACCAUACCACAGCCACAGAUCUCCAUGAAUUAUAAUUAUUUCAUCACAUCUAGUGAACGUUUGAACAAAACUUUAGCCACAGGGAAGUUGCUCACCCUUUUCCUCUUUUUUAUUCAUAGCCAAUGGGUGUGCAGUGAGGAUGUCCGCACAAUGAACAGGAAAUAUUUGAUCCAAGCAGCACAGAGGCUUACUUCCUGUGUGUUCAGAGCGCACUGACGUAGCUAAACUGCAGUUUGCAAUUACUGCUUUUAGUGAGCACGUAUCAUGAAAUGUGUUCAUGGUCUCAGCUUGUAUACAGAUGGAGUAACCACUGGGUGGUGUGUUUUCCUGCUCUGUCUAAUAGAAAGUGUGACUGAGGAAAUGCCUCUCGUGAUGGUGUGAUCAUUUUUUGAUCUACUUUUAAGAUUUUACUAUGAACAAACAAUUACUGCGACACUAUUACUGUUUUAUCUGUUGUUGUUGUUGUUGUUGUUGGUGGUCUGCUGGUAUUAAUAUAUAAGUCACAAUAUUUCUGACUGAGUGGUUUUAGUUCAGCUGUUUGGAACAAAGUCUGAAUGUAUUGACGUGUUGCUUUUCCUUCUAACCAAAGAGAAACUUUCACUUUUCUGUUAGGUGUGAUUAAAAGUCCUUGGCAGCACAAUUGGCAUUUGGAACACUUAUUGUGUGUCUUUAUUGUUUUAUUUGCCUAGUUUCUAUCCU